CGCUGUGUCUUCUAGGUUUGGGGGUGGUAUCCUGUUUCUGGGCUCCCUGCGAAUUUUCUCCAGCUCAGCCAUGUGGAGAGGACGGCAGGGCCGCCUCAGGCCGGUGGGCUGCGUAGUGGAGGAGCUACGGUGCCGGCGCCGGGAGCGGGAGGCAGCAUUACGGAAGGCGCGGAGGGAGCAGCAGCUGGUCAGUAAGAGGCUGCUGAGAGACGACCUCCUGGAGGAAGCCGAAGGGGAAUGUGUGGCCAUGAUCCUCGGGGAAGCUGAGAUCCAGCAGUUCCUCCAGUUAGCACAGCGGGGGACAGAUGAAAAGCAGAGAGAGCGAGCUCUGGUCAGCCUUCGUCGAGGCUUGCAGCACCCUCAGACGCAGCAAACCUUCAUCUGGCUGGAGGGCAGCAUGCGGACCCUGGUUGGGCUUCUGACCAGCAACCGAGCCCUGUUGCAGCUAGAGGCCGCUCGGUGCCUUCAUGAGCUCUCUCAUUCCGAGCAGUCUGCGGUGGCUGAGGCCUGCCUGCCAGCCACUUCCUACCUUCUCACCUACCUCUCCGGUCACAGCUCAGACUUUAUAGAGCUCUGUCUGUAUACACUGGGUAACCUGAUUGUGGAGAGUGAGGCUGUGAGAAGGCGGCUCCUGCCACAGGGCAUUGUUCCUGCUUUGGCUGCCUGCAUCCAGUCUCCCCAUCUGACUGUGCUGGAAGCCCUUGGAUAUGCCUUGUCCCAGCUUCUGCAAGCUAAGGAAGCUCCAGAGAUGAUCAUCCCUUCCGUCUUAGGCUCCACUCUCCCCCAGCAUAUCCUACAACUGUUGCAACCUGGACCAAAGCUAAACCCUGGGGUUGCUGUGGAGUUUGCCUGGUGCCUGCACUACAUCAUCUGCAGCCAGGUCAACAAUGCCCUGCUUAUCUCCCAAGGGGGUCUAUCCACUCUGGGGCUGCUGCUAUUGGACGUGGCUGGGGCUGUCCAGAGAACUGAGGAUGCAGGACUGGAGUUGCUGGUAUGCCCUGUACUUCGGUGUCUAAGCAACUUGCUAACAGAAGCAGCAGUGGAGGUUGUGGGAGGGCCAAAUCAGCUUGAAGAUGAGCGUGUGGUGGUGGCCUUAUAUAUCCUUCUGCAGUUCUUCGUCCAGAAACAGCCCAGCCUGCUUCCUGAGUGCCUUUGGCUCCUCAACAACCUUACUGCAAAUAGUCCUAGUUUCUGUACCUCCUUGCUCUCCAUGGAUCUGAUCAAGCCACUUUUGCAGUUGUUGCCGGUUUCUAAUGUGGUGAGCGUAUUGGUGCUCACAGUUCUGUGCAACGUGGCAGAGAAGGGUCCUGCUUAUUGCCAACAUCUAUGGCCAGGGCCCUUGCUCCCCUGCUUGAUGGGCACACUGGCCUCCUCUGACACUGAAGUAGUAGGCCAGAGUUUAGAGCUCCUGCAUCUGCUGUUCCUCUAUCGGCCAGAGGUGAGUUUUGGCCCUGGUACCCCUAUUCUGAGGCCUGUAGUCUCACCAUGGCCCCUUUCCCUUUCCAUCCUAUCUAUAGCCACUUUUCUGGGCCUGGCAAGCCUAUGUGGACUCCAGUUCAGAACUUGCAGCCUCUGGUUGGGAAGGCACUCUUCCAAAUAGAGGUGGGCUAACCUGUAAGGCUGUGGGAAUCUAAUGUUGGGGCACAGGAACUCGGGUGAUGAAUCCUUUUCCCUGCCCUCAGGCUGUGGAGGCAUUUCUGCAGCAUUCAGGGCUUCAGGUCCUAGAAAAGCAUCAGGAAGAGGCACAGCU
This is a messenger RNA of Enhydra lutris kenyoni (northern sea otter), 1750 nucleotides long. RefSeq names its product transmembrane and coiled-coil domains 6. The record is from RefSeq and is a predicted model, not a curated record. Gene Ontology annotation, molecular function: protein binding. The coding region runs from base 71 to 1600 and encodes 509 amino acids. The transcript has 11 exons. NCBI's taxonomy places the organism in Eukaryota, Metazoa, Chordata, Mammalia, Carnivora, Mustelidae.